AUGGCACAACUCUUCUCUCCUAGAACCAUACUCCUCUGCGUACUAUUCCUCUUCUCGACGAACGUGCUCGCCGUAUCUGCUGUGCUCGGUGUCGACCUUGGUACCGAGUACAUCAAAGCCGCCCUCGUCAAGCCCGGCAUUCCUCUCGAGAUCGUCCUAACGAAAGACUCACGAAGAAAAGAGACCUCCGCUGUCGCCUUCAAGCCUUCGCAAAAUGGCCCCAAGAGCGGCGCCUACCCCGAGAGGGCCUACGGCUCGGACGCCAUGGCUAUCGCACCCCGAUUUCCCGGCGACGUAUACCCCAACCUGAAGACCCUCCUCGGCCUCCCUACAGACGACUCGAUAGUUCAAGAGUAUGCUGCGAGGCACCCGGCCCUACAACUGGAGACGCACAAGACCCGCGGCACCGCUGCGUUCAAGAGCAAGGCCACUGCACAAGAAGAAGCAUGGAUGGUCGAGGAAUUACUGGCUAUGGAGCUCCAGAGCAUCCAGCGCAACGCGGAAGCUCUAGCUGGCUCCGACUCCUCCGUGCGAUCCAUUGUCAUCACCGUACCACCCUUCUACACCACCGAGGAAAAGCGCGCUGUGGAACUGGCUUGCGAGCUCGUGGGUCUCAAGGUGCUGUCCAUGAUCAGCGACGGCUUGGCCGUUGGACUCAACUACGCCACCAGUCGAACCUUUCCCACCGUCAGCGAGGGAGGCGCGCCGGAAUACAGCAUGGUGUUUGACAUGGGUGCUGGUUCCACCAAGGCGACUAUCAUGAAAUUCCAGGGCCGCACUGUUAAGGACAUCGGCAAGUUCAACAAGACCAUUCAGGAGGUGCAGGUCAUGGGCAGCGGCUGGGACCGAACCCUUGGCGGCGAUGCCUUCAACUACUUGAUUGUGGAUGACAUGAUCUCCAAGUUUGUGGAGACUUCAGCUGCCAAAAAGGCCUCCGUCACGGCAGAAGCCGUAAAGGGGCACGGCCGCGCCGUGGCGAAACUCCUCAAAGAAGCCGAAAGAGUGCGACACGUCCUCAGUGCCAACACUGACACCGGUGCCAGCUUCGAAGGCUUGUACGAUGGUGUCGAUUUCCGAUACAAGAUUUCCAGAGCCGAGUUCGAGAAGAUGGCCGAGGCCCACGCCGAAAGGGUCACUGCAGUCGUUAAGAAGGUCCUGGAUGUGGCAGAGCUUGACAUCAAGCAGCUCGAAUCCAUCAUCCUUCACGGUGGUGCUUCUCGGACACCUUUUGUCCAGAAGCAGCUUGAGAAGAUUGCGAGCAGCGACAAGCUUCGCAGCAACGUCAACUCAGACGAGGCCGCAGUGUUCGGCGCUGCUUUCAGAGGUGCAGAGCUCAGUCCCAGUUUCCGUGUCAAGGAAAUCAGAGUCUUGGAUGGCGCUGCUUACCCAGCAGGCAUGAAGUGGACAAACCCCCAAAACAAGCCUCAACAACAGCGGCUUUGGACCGAGCGAUCUCUUCUCGGUGCCGCCCCGAAGGAAGUCACUUUCACGAAUCAUGAGGACUUCUCGGUCUGCUUUUACCAGCAGAUACCCUCAACUGACGGCUCGGUCGACAAGGAGACCAAGGUCAUGACUACGAAGAAUCUGACAGCUUCUGUCGCCUCGCUCGUGGAGAAACGCGGCUGCUCCGACUCGGAUGUUCAAUUCAAGGUUCAGCUACGAUUGAGCCCCGACAAUGGCGAGGUCAAUGUUGCCAAGGCCUUCGUCGAGUGCGAGGCCGACGCGGAGAAAGAAGGCUUGUUGGAUGGCGUGAAAAAUCUCCUUGGAUUUGGAAAGAACAAGGAUCAGCAACCUUUGCAAGAUGGAGAGGAGCCCACCGAGAGUGUUGACAGCGAGACGGCCUCGACCACCGAAUUUACCGACACAGCCACGACAUCUUAUAUGGAGUCUAGCUCUGCCUCGACCACGGCCACUACGUCAACCACCGAAGACGCCGAAAGCAGUCCGGUGCCGAAGAAGCAAAUUGUUAGCAUCCCGGUUGACCUUUCCAUCGAAAAUGUCGGUCUUCCUGGUCUACCAAAGGCAGACCUUACGAAAGCGAAGGAUCGCAUCAAGGCUUUUGAGGCGUCUGACAAAUCCCGUCGGGCGAGAGAGGAAGUUCUCAAUCAAUUGGAGGCCUUCACUUACAAGGUCCGGGACUUGCUAGACACCCAAUCCUUCGUCUCGCUCUCGACUUCAGCGGAGCGGGCAAAGCUGGAACAGAAGGCUAGCGAUGCCAGCGACUGGCUCUACGACGAAGGUGCGAACGCGCCACGUGAUGAACUCAAGUCUCGGCUCAAAGAGCUCAAGGACCUUGUUGCGCCCGUUGAGAAGAGGAUCGAGGAAGCAGCAAAGAGACCGGAGCUCGUCAAGGCAUUAAAAGAUUCUCUUGCCCAGACCGAAACAUUCAUUGACACCAUCAAAAACAAGAUCUCGGAGGCAGAAGCAUACGUGUCUUCAGCGAGUGCCAGCACAACGUCGACCACUGAAGCAAGCUCAAGUGUUACCGACGCACCAUCACAAGGCUCGGACGACUUUGACGGGCUCGAGGAUGAGGAGGCCACGAAGUCAACCACCACAACAGCCGCGGAGGACCGUGGACCGGUCCCACCAUUGUAUACUCUAGAGGAUCUUACAGAGGUGACGGAGCUCUCGAGCUCCAUCUUCGUUUGGCUCGAAGAGAAGGUCGCCGAACAAGACAAGCUUCCCGAGACUGCCGACCCAGUGCUCCUCACCAAGGACCUCAUAGAGAAGACGAAGAAGCUCGAGAAGGCUGGGUUGGACCUGGCCAUGAAGAGCGUCAAAAACUUUGAGGGCAAGGGUAAGAAGAAUACGAGCAGUGCGAAAAAGUCAGCCAAGACCAAGUCCAAGGGUUCGAGCAAAACGACUAGUGGUGGCUCGCAGCCGACAAUAGACCUCAAAAACUUUGGGAAGGAUGGCAAGAUGCCGACGACGGAGGAGCUUGAGGAAAUGAUCAAGAAUAUGGGCAAGGAACAACGGGAUAAAGAUGAGGCGAAGACGAAGCACGACGAACUGUAA
Anthostomella pinea is the source of this 3018-nucleotide messenger RNA. The record is from the annotation of a GenBank genome assembly. NCBI's taxonomy places the organism in Eukaryota, Fungi, Ascomycota, Sordariomycetes, Xylariales, Xylariaceae.